Messenger RNA from Artibeus jamaicensis (Jamaican fruit-eating bat), 4935 nucleotides. It is a transcript of the gene UTP6, whose product is annotated as UTP6 small subunit processome component. The record is from RefSeq and is a predicted model, not a curated record. Gene Ontology annotation, biological process: maturation of SSU-rRNA from tricistronic rRNA transcript (SSU-rRNA, 5.8S rRNA, LSU-rRNA). Lineage: Eukaryota; Metazoa; Chordata; Mammalia; Chiroptera; Phyllostomidae. The transcript is spliced from 19 exons. Gene Ontology annotation, molecular function: protein binding; snoRNA binding. Gene Ontology annotation, cellular component: small-subunit processome; Pwp2p-containing subcomplex of 90S preribosome. The coding region runs from base 104 to 1900 and encodes 598 amino acids.
CGCCCCCACGUGCGAGCGUUGGGGCUGGGUCUCCCGAGUAGACGGUGGACUAUUCCAGUGUCUGUUGGAGGUUCUCUCGUUUGUGUUCUAGAGUUUGGACCUCAUGGCGGAGAUAAUUCAGGAACGCAUCGAGGAUAGACUCCCCGAAUUGGAACAGCUGAAGCGCGUUGGACUGUUCAGUCACGCGGAGAUUAAGGCUAUCAUUAAGAAAGCUUCAGAUCUAGAAUACAGAAUACAGCGAAGAGCUCUUUGUAAGGAAGACUUUAUCAAUUAUGCUCAAUAUGAAAUUAACCUUUUGGAGCUGAUCCAGAAGAGGAGAGCUCGCAUUGGGUACUCAUUUAAGAAGGAGGAGAUUGAGAGUUCCAUCAUCCACCGGGUGCAAGGCAUCUUCCGACGCGCUUCAGCAAAGUGGAAAGAUGAUGUUCAACUUUGGCUAUCCUAUGUGGUCUUUUGUAAGAAGUGGGCUACCAAACCUCAACUUAGCAAGGUGUUCUCUGCCAUGUUGGCCAUUCAUUCAAACAAGCCAGCUUUGUGGAUUAUGGCAGCCAAGUGGGAGAUGGAAGAUCGCUUGUCUUCAGAAAGUGCAAGACAACUCUUUCUUCGAGCUCUGCGCUUUCACCCGCAGUGUCCAAAGCUGUAUCAGGAAUACUUCAGGAUGGAGCUGAUGCAUGCUGAGAAAUUGAGGAAGGAAAAGCAAGAAUUUGAAAAAGCCAAAAUGGAUGUGGAACAUCUUGAUUAUCCUGAAGAAAUCCUUACGGGCGAGUUGGCACGGAUCAUCUACAAAAAUUCUGUAAGCAUAAUUAAAGGUGCAGAGUUUCAUGUGUCACUGCUUUCAAUUGCACAGCUAUUUGACUUUGCCAAAGACCUGCAAAGAGAAAUUUAUGAAGACCUUCAGGCUAUGCACACAGAUGACCCCCUUACUUGGGAUUAUGUGGCACGGCGAGAAUUGGAGAUUGAGUCGCAGCCAGGGGGAGAGCCGCCUGUGACUAAACAAGCCAAAGCAGAGGAGGUGGGCCGGAGGGAGGAGCGGUGCUGUGCUGUGUACGAAGAGGCGGUAACGGCUCUCCCUACAGAGGCCAUGUGGAAGUGUUACCUCAGCUUUUGCUUGGAAAGGUUUGCGAAGAAGACAAAUAGUCAGUCCCUCAGAAGGAAGAGGCUGGAAAGAACCACGACUGCGUUCAGGAAGGCGCAUGAACUUAAACUUCUCCCAGAAUUUCUAUAUAAGCAGUGGACUGAGCUGUUGCUGCAUCAAGACUUCCUCCAGGAGGCCCUGCAGGUGGCAGUAGCCGGGACUGAACUGUUCAGAGACUCUGUGACAAUGUGGCAGGUGAAACUGCAGGUGCUGGUUAAAGCAAAGAGCCCGGAUAUAGCCAUGCUUUUUGAAGAAGCCUUCGGGUGCCUCAAACCCCAGGUCUGUCUGCCGUUGUGGAUCUCUUGGGCAGAGUGGAGUGAAGGUGCCAAAAGCCAGGAAGACACUGAAGCCAUCUAUAAGAAAGCUCUCUUAGCUGUUAAGGGUGCUGACUCCGUCACUCUGAAGGAUAAGUACCUGGAUUGGGCUUACCGAAGUGGUGGCUACAAAAAGGCCAGAGCUGUGUUUAAAAGUUUACAGGAAAGCCGUCCAUUUUCAGUUGAUUUUUUCAGGAAAAUGAUCCAAUUUGAAAAGGAGCAAGAAUCCUGCAAGAUGGUGAACUUAAGAGAAUAUUAUGAGAGGGCUUUGAGAGAGUUUGGAUCUGUAGAUUCUGAUCUUUGGAUGGAUUACAUAAAAGAAGAAUUGAACCACCCCCUGGGUAGACCUGAGAACUGCGGACAGAUACAUUGGCGAGCCAUGAAAAUGUUGCAGGGAGAGUCGGCAGAUGUGUUUAUAGCUAAACAUGCUCUGCAUCAAGCUGGCCAUUUGUGAAAAGAGGAAGACCACGGCUGACUUGGCAAAAUAGUGUUGUGAGCCCUCUGGGCACUUUCAGGUUAUGAGUUCAUCUGCCAUUUGCAGACAAGAUUUUGUGACAUGUUCUAAUUUUGUUACUGUGUUAAUCUUUAAUUCCAGAAAAAGAGAACUGCUGUUCAGUGGCCAAAGGCUGCUUGUUGAGCUGGAUCUACUGUAGGUGCUAAAUGUUUCCUAAAAUUUGUGGAAAUUGUGCAGCUGAAUUUCUUUUAUUACUCCUGGUCAAGGAUGAAUGCCUCUAAUCUAGACCUAGGGGCCAGCUGAAAUGGAGGAGAAAGUAUGGUUGUUUGUUUAUUCUCUCUUUGUUACAAAAGUAUACCUGGUGUGCAUUUGUUGUAGAAAAUAUGGGGAGGAUAGAAUAAUGAAAAAAUAAAAGUAUCCUGUAAUGUCAUCUAGAGUUAAACUCAGUAACUUGGUUUUCUUGAUCAGAAUUGGAUUUAUCCUCUUAGAUCAUUUAUUCAUUCACUGCAUGGCCAUCAUAAGCAGGAAAGAAGAGAAGUUCUCUGGGAUGGAGUUAUGGGUUAGAGGAACACAGCUGGAUGUCCUGAGAGCUGGCUGAAGCAGCAGAGAAGGAUGCUGGGUACUGGGGCCAAAGUUGUCCUUUAAGAAGAAAGACAUUGUAAAAGUGUCUUCUGUCUCUGGGACUGAUCUACAGAGAAAUGUUUACAGCUGGAAUGAAACUGGAAGAGUCAGCAUAUGUGCUACGUCUCAGUACCAGAACCCAUAGGUAGAGACAAGGAUUGAAUCUUCAUGGGCGCUUUAUUUAUAUGCUGGUUAUCUGAGAAGAUACUGGGUUACUACCCUAAAAAGUGUCUUCAUAUUUUACCUCAACCUGACCUUUCUAUAGGGAGAAGAAAAGGAUAGGUAAGGAGUUAGGGAAAAGGUUAAACAGAUCAGAGUUGCAGACCAGGGGCAAUUUUCUUAGUAUUUCUUUGUCUACUGAUCAACAGUUCUUUAUCUGCAUCAUGGACAUUCACUGCCUGGAACACCAGGGCUCAGAUAUCUCAUCUCUUACAGACCCCCUGGGGCACAAAGGUUGAGUUGCUCGGCAACCUCCUGGAGUCUUAUAGGUCAUGCAUUCUGGUUCCUGGAAUAACAACUUUCCAUGUGUGUCAGUCACUUAAGCCUAUCAACUACAACUGAAUCGAAAACUCAGUUCCCCUAUCAGAAGGCCUGACAGCCAAAGAAGGGCAGGGAUAGGGAGUAGUUUAGAGCUGCUGAGAAGGGCUUCAGAGGCAUUGGCAGAGGAUGGUUUGGAGCAGAGAAGGGCAUUCUGGGAGCAGGGGAGGCAGUUUGAAUUUUGUAUACUUUGACUUAAUGUUAUGAGAAGCAUUCAGUACAGUUAUGUUUCACUUAAUGUUAAUUUUUCAUUUUAAAAUAGCCUUAAGAACAUUUCCCUCGGAGCAUUCCAGUGUGUAGAUGAGCCGUGACUGACUUUAUUAAUCUAUGAUUGGACCUUGUCAUUUCUAAUUUUUUUUAUAAAUGUUGAUGAAGAUUCUUGUAAAUCUUUGUUUAUAUCCGUGGUUAUUUUUUUUAGGAGAUUGACAUCUGACAGAAGUAUUGGAUUAAAGGACACAACUUAUUAAAGGAAUGUUGAUGUAUAUAGUGUCAACUUGCAAUGUAUGAAAAUGCUGUUGAGCAAUGUAUGAAAGUGUGAGCACCUUUAGCUGCAGUGGAUGUUUUAAAUUGUCAUUUUAAUAGGAGAAAAAAUAAUACUGUUUUCACGUGCAUUUCUUUGACAUUAACGAAGUUCGUGUAUUUUUCUUGGUUCUCUUGUUUUUCAUGUUUUUUGACAGUUUCUUAAAACUUUUUUCUUACUAAUUUAUAGGGGUAUUUUAAUAUAUUAAGAAUUUACUCUUUAGGUUGUCAUUAUUACAAAUAAUUGGCCCGAGAUGCCUUUAUUUUCUUUUGUCUGUGCGAUUUUUACUGUUGAUAACCCCUGUUCUUGCUGAGCACAGCUCAGAUUUUUUUCCCCCAAAACCAUUUGCGUCCAUUUUUCUCUCUGCUGAUUUGUGAUAAUAACUUGAUAUUAAAUUCCUAUGAAUAUUAGAGUCUGUUUUAGGUCAUUUUUAUUUUGAACUUUUGUCCUCGAAAUAUUUACUUUUCAUUUGUUUUAAAAUAUGAAAAAGUUUCCUCUUUCUGAUUAAUUCCAGGGAUGGUUGUCAUUCUAAAUCUGCACACAGCAUUUUUAUUUCAGUGAGGGGACACGUGCUGCAGGAGAGAGAGGAGAGCCGAGGGUGGAGGUCAGUGUCAGGACCCCAUUCCCACUAUGCUGUGUCUGGUUCUCACCACUGCAGGUUAUGCAAAGGCAUCUUGGUGGCCCACCUCAGGCUGCACUGUUAGCUGCGGUAGUUUCUAGCUCAUAUGGCAAUUCAAAUUGAUUAAAAUUAAUUCAGUUUUUCAUUUACACUAUCAACAUUUCAAGUGUUUAAUAGCCAUAUGUUUACCGUAUAGAACUGCACAGAUAAUAGAAUUUUUAUUCUUACUGCUGCAGAAGAUUCUAUUGGACAGAGUUGACCUAUAGAUAAAUUAGGUUGGGAGAAGCUGACUCACAGGUCGGAGCAGAGCACACAUUAAGUACCUGUCACAUGCUCUUCCCUGUGGGGAAGUGCACGGAGGAAAAAGGAAAAAGGAACAUUAGGUACCAACUGUUACACCAGUUUUUUCAAAUAUCUCACAUAGUUUUCAGGCAACACGUACUUUGAAGGAGGUGAAGGACUAGGUUCUGUAAUCUCCCAAAGAUUGUAUUAUCGUGGUCUGGUGAGCCAGCUCACAGCUUUCCUGCUACUUAAAUGUUAACAUGCUUAUCACACCUUGAGGCGGUUUGUUAACUUAGGCAGGGCGGGCAGGGAAAGGCAGUGAGUGAAGCAUGUUCUUGCCUAUCUUCUGCCACCUUCAGGUUGUAGAGGGCCAGACCCAAGCAAUUAAAAGAUCUUUUCCCAGGGCAGACUACAGUCAGCACAGUCCUAAAGGCUACUAUGACCAAGUGUCGUCAU